GUUGUUCGGAUGGGCGACGACGGUUCGAGGGUGGCCUAUUGUAGGAUGCAAGAAGGGGAGCCUAUCAUCGGGGAAGAGCAGGGGAACAGCAGCGAUCCCCACGAUGCUCAGCACUGGCGGGAGGGCGACACCGACGACAAAGCGAUAGCAGACGACGACAAGGGGCUGCACAUUUCGAACAAGGGAGACGUUCACUACGUGCCGGAUGAGCCGGAGGGGAAGUGGCUGCACUGGCCAACGCUGGCUGCCUACGUCGGCCCGGGUUUCCUAGUAUGCAUCGCCUACCUGGACCCGGGGAACCUGGAGGCAGAUCUCCAGACGGGGGCAUACACGGGCUACCAGCUGCUGUGGGUGUUGCUGCUGGCGCACAUCUUGGGCCUGGUGCUGCAGAGCUUGGCCGCCAGGAUCGGGGUGGUGACGGGCACACAUCUCGCGGACGUGUGCCGGAUGCACUACGACCGGCCCGCCGCCUUGCUGCUCUGGGUCAUGAUGGAGGUGGCCAUCAUCGGCAGCGACAUCCAGGAAGUGUUGGGUUCGGCCAUCGGACUGCAGAUUCUUUUCGGCAUCCCUCUCUGGGUGGGCUGCCUCUUGACAGCGUUGGAUACCUUUACGUUCCUCUUCAUUCACGUUUUCGGCGUGCGGAAGCUCGAGGCGUUGUUUGUGCUCCUGGUGUCGAUCAUGACGGUGGCCUUCUUCAUCGACUUCUUCAUGAGCCCGCCAUCGCCGGCAGACGUUGCGGAGGGCUUCUCCUUCACGGCGGAGUCGUACGCGACGGUGCCGGCGCUGGGGCUGAUCGGGGCCGUCAUCAUGCCCCACAACAUUUACCUGCACUCCGCCUUAGUGCUCUCGCGCUUGGUGGACAGGACGAGACCUAGGAAGCUGUGGGAGGCAACCAAGUACUACACCAUCGACAGCGGGAUCGCGCUGAUGGUGGCGUUCAUGAUCAACCUUGCCGUGGUCUGCACGUUCGCCAAGCAGUUCUACGACGAGACCUGCGCCACCGCGUCUAAGCCGUCGGCCUGCUUCGUCGGGGACUCGAUCGAUCCCACGCAGCCGUCUUACGGCAGCUGCGACGCGGACGGCACGGGGCUUUGCCAAGAGAUAGGGCUCUCGGCAGCGGCGGCCGCGCUGCGGGGAACGCUAGGGUCAUCGGCGAAGUACGUGUGGGCCGUUGGUUUGCUGGCGGCAGGCCAAAGCAGCACCAUGACGGGGACGUACGCGGGGCAAUUCGUCAUGGAGGGCUUUCUGCAACUUAAGAUUCCCAAGUGGCAGAGGGUUCUGGUAACGCGACUUAUCGCUCUAGGCCCCGCCCUGGCGGUGACGGUGUUCAUGGGCGGGGACAUCCGGGCGACCGACCGCUUGAGCGCGUGGCUCAACGUGCUGCAGAGCUUGCAGCUACCGUUCGCCAUCAUCCCGCUCCUGACGUUCUGCAACAGCCCGCACAUCAUGGGCGAGUUCACUAUUACCAGUUCCAUGACGGCCUUCGUGUGGAUGGUGUCGAUCGGCAUCAUCGGGAUCAACAUCUCCAUCGUCGUGGGCUUCCUCUUCGACGAGGGCAUCCCGUCGGAGGGAGCGGCCGCCCCCUGGCUCUAUGCGUGCACGGCCAUUGGGGCUUCCCUUUACCUGGGCUUCAUCCUGUUCCUCAUGCGGGAGGACCUGCAGAAGCUGAGGCGGCGAGCCGAGUCGCUGUUCUGGGAGCUCGGCAGGCACGACAACGUGGGAUUCUACGCCUUGAACGAUAGCUGCCACCCCCGGAAUGGUGGCGGUAGGCCGGAGCUGUUGCGGUCGACGUCGGAUGACGGUAGCUUGAGUCCUCUGGAGCCGAGUGCGGGGUCCGAGCCGAGGCAUGAGGAAAUACAGGGGGCGGCGGUGGGGGAUGAGCGCCGAGACGCCGACGAUACGCGAGCAUAACAAACGUGGUAUGCAUGGCCGUUGUUCUUCUGUGCGCUUGUGUCGGCUGACGACGCGAUGGGUUCCGGGGGCACGCGGUUGGGUCGCGCGGGUAGGCAAGUCGUGGUGGUGGUAGUAGAGGUCGUGCACAAUUUUACCGAGAUGGUCGAUGCCCAGCCUACUGAACGUUUUAUAUUUUACGAUAAAUGUGUGCGUAAGUCUCAUCUAGCGGGCCGUUUCGAGCACCUUUUGAGCUGCGUUCGAAGGUAGCAGUACCGCGUCUUCUCGCAACAGCCCAUGCGAAGUAGACGCCGCAAGGCUGGCUGCACACGACGUGGCAUUUGAUUGAGAUGCCGGCCAGCAGGAGGCCAGUAACACAUGAAAUCUUAGCCACGUCACGUGGCGUUUUAUUGGGAUGUCGGCCAACGGGGCGCUAUCACGCAUCAAGGCUUUUGGAACACUUUCGCUUGAGCAUCAGGUCGCAGUUUACCGAACACACUAACGUAGUCUCGUCACUGUUUUUUUAACCGUUUGGUUGUCUUGUUGUUCUCCCGUUUUUUUAUCUCUUGAAUCGUUUUUUUUUUGUCUUUUCUUGUUUUUGCUUUCCCGUCUUUUUUGUUCCGGGUCGCCAGUGAAUUUUGUCGCGUCUAACGCCGUUCAGAAUGUUUUCUGACCAGGGUCAUGCCUUUUCCACGGUCGGUCUGCGCUCUUUUUGUAUGUCGCAAAAAGUGUUCAAUCAAACUUGUCCCCCGUUGUAGCAGCCUGGCGUGUUUUUGUACAACUCACCAGCAGUGCCACGCUUUUGGUAUGCACCAGUGUUUUUGCCGGGAUUUUGAACUCUGAACCUCUGGUAUCCCAAUGUUUUGGAGUAUGCCUUAAGGCAAUACUGGUGGACGACCCGUAGAUUGUGUGUCCACUGGCGUCCCGUCCGAUAUUCAGGCUACCUUGUGCGUCCAUUCACCGUCGCCGCGUGUUCGGCUGCAACAAAUAUCCAAGAACGGCCCUUAGCCCUUGUGAACUCUCCCAGGAUGGACACACUCACUAAUUUUCUUGGUUUUGCGGAAGAUGCGUUUUUGGUGGGAUGGAUGCGUGUAAUGUGUGUUGGGCUGCGUGUUGCUUGAUGUUGCCGUCGACCGCGCUGCCUAACGACGCAGAAGAAUGCAUGUGGUGUGUUUUGGCUGUUUCCACCCUUUCCUGGAGGUCAUGCGCCUUCGUGAAGUAGGCGUGCUGGGGGUGGGAUGGAGCAGCAAGAGUACGGACUCCCUGUUGCUUUUGUUUGUUGAGUGUGUGUGGGAGCGAUAUACGCAUGCAUGCUGAGGGGGGGGGGGUGUACUC
Messenger RNA from Ectocarpus sp. CCAP 1310/34, 3225 nucleotides. NCBI's taxonomy places the organism in Eukaryota, Phaeophyceae, Ectocarpales, Ectocarpaceae. The record is from the annotation of a GenBank genome assembly.